Messenger RNA from Etheostoma cragini (Arkansas darter), 11028 nucleotides. RefSeq names its product laminin, alpha 2 (gene lama2). The record is from RefSeq and is a predicted model, not a curated record. The transcript has 77 exons. Gene Ontology annotation, biological process: regulation of embryonic development; regulation of cell adhesion; cell adhesion. Gene Ontology annotation, molecular function: signaling receptor binding. Bases 125 to 9844 code for a protein of 3239 amino acids. Lineage: Eukaryota; Metazoa; Chordata; Actinopteri; Perciformes; Percidae.
GAGAGUUUGGGUCAACUUCUGUGAAACUUUGCUCUGACAUUAAACGCAACACACAGCUGCGCGAGAGGACAACGGCGCUGACUCCGCAGCGCGCGCGGUUAUCAAAACUUCAAGAUAGGACAAAAUGAAGCGACUCCGACUCGUGCUUCUGACCGCGUUGCUAUGGCAAUGCUGCCAUGCCCAGCAGAGAGGACUGUUCCCGGCUGUGUUGAACCUGGCAUCCAUGGCAGAUAUAUCCGCUAAUGCUACCUGUGGUUCACUGGGUCCAGAAAUGUUCUGUAAGCUGGUGGAACAUGUACCAGGCCAGCCUAUUAGAAACGCUCAGUGUCGAGUCUGCAACCAAAAGAGUACAAAAGCAGUUGAACAACAUCCUAUAGAAUAUGCCAUAGAUGGGACCAACCGUUGGUGGCAAAGUCCCUCUAUCAAGAAUGGAAUGGAGUACCACUAUGUGACUAUUACUCUGGACUUAAAACAGGUUUUUCAGAUCGCCUACAUAAUCAUAAAGGCAGCUAACUCACCUCGUCCAGGUAAUUGGAUCCUAGAGCGUUCAAUAGAUGGGGUGACCUUUGAUCCCUGGCAGUACUACGCCAUCACAGACACAGAGUGCCUGACGAGGUUCAACAUUUAUCCACGGACAGGACCUCCAUCCUACACCAGGGAUGAUGAAGUUAUCUGCACAUCUUUUUAUUCAAAGAUUCACCCUCUGGAGAACGGAGAGAUCCACACAUCUUUGAUCAAUGGUCGGCCCAGUGCAGAUGAUCCCUCCCCGACCCUGCUGAACUUCACCUCCGCCCGCUACAUCAGGCUGGUGUUUCAGCGAAUCAGAACGCUGAACGCCGACCUCAUGACUCUGACACUCCGUGACCCGAGAGAUGUCGAUCCCAUCGUGACGAGACGGUACUAUUAUUCCAUUAAGGACAUCUCCGUCGGAGGAAUGUGUAUCUGUUACGGCCACGCCAAAGCUUGUCCACUCAACACUGUUACAAAGAAGUUUAGCUGUGAAUGUGAACACAACACAUGCGGGGAGAGCUGUGAUCGUUGUUGCCCUGGUUACCACCAGCAGCCCUGGAUGGCAGGAACCUUCCUCACUCGACAUGUCUGCGAGAAGUGUAACUGCCACGGCAAGGCGGAGGAGUGCUACUUCAAUCAGACAGUAGCAGACCUGUCACUCAGCCUAAACAUCCAAGGUCAAAACAGAGGGGGUGGAGUCUGUAUUGGUUGCCGUGACAACACAGCUGGACUCAACUGUCAAACAUGCGUUGAUGGAUUCUACAGACCCGGCGGGGUGAGCGCUGAGGAGGAGAAGCCCUGCAUCCCCUGCUUGUGUGACUCACAUGGUUCCAUCAGCCAAUCAUGUGUCCCAGAUUCAAGCCAGGCCACGCCCAUUCAGCCAGCAGGGUCAUGCUGGUGUAAGGAGGGUUUUGGGGGUCUGCAAUGUGACAGGUGCGCUGUUGGUUAUAUGGGCUACCCGUCCUGCCAGCGCUGUAACUGCAGUGUGGAAGGAAGCAUCAACGAUGACCCAUGUGUAACACCCUGCGUGUGCAAGGAAAAUGUGGAGGGGGAAAACUGCGACCGCUGUAGACUGGGAUUCUACAACCUCCAAGGGGACAAUGGGCGUGGCUGCGAAAAGUGCUCCUGUAUGGGUGUUUCCAGUCAGUGCUCUGCCUCCACAUGGACCUAUCACAAUGAAACAACUCUGACAGGCUGGCACCUGCUUGGAGAAACAGGAGGAAGAGUGUGGUCCGUUCACAGACAGACACCUCCAUAUCUCAGCGUCCGACACUCAGACGUUGUGAGUGAUCUUGGCUCGGCCUACUACUGGAACGCACCUGGACUAUACCUGGGAAACAAGCUUUCAUCCUAUGGAGAGAGUGACUACUGGGAGGGAGGCGGGAUCAAGAUUAUUGACAAAAGGUUUGGCCAGCCAGUUUACCCGUCCUCGCCAAGCACCAAUCGCAUUGCUCUCCUUCCGGAGAACUUUCUGGUUUCAGAGAGCGCACAGCCGAUUAGCCGAAGGGAUUUCCUGUCUGUGUUGGCUAAUGUGACUCGUGUGAUGGUGCGGGCCUCUUAUAGCACAGAACCCAGCGCUGUGUACAGAUUCCACCUAUUCUCAAUGCAGGUAGCUAACCCGUCUGCCGGAGGAGAGAAGAGAGCAUCAGCUGUAGAAAGCUGCUCUUGUCCUCCUGGAUAUGCUGGAACAUCCUGUGAGGCAUGUAUUCCUGGUUUUCGGAGGGUUAACGGGAAUCUCUAUAAUGGUGUAUGUGAAGCUUGUCGUUGCCAUGGACACGCUACACAAUGCCAUGACAUCACAGGACACUGCCUGGACUGCUCCCACCACACUACCGGCCCCUUCUGUGAUACCUGCCUACCCGGUUUCUAUGGCAACGCCACCCGUGGGUCACCUGCAGACUGUCAGCCCUGCGCCUGCCCGCUCGAUCUUCCUAGCAACAAUUUCAGCCCCACCUGCCACCUAGGUGAAGAAGGGGAGUUGCUAUGCGACCAGUGCCAGCCUGGGUACACAGGACCACGAUGUGACAGAUGUUCCAAUGGAUACUACGGCCAGCCCACUGUACCAGGGGGUUCCUGCCAGCCCUGCGAUUGCACCGGAAACCUUGACCUAUCCAUAUCUGGCAGCUGUAAUCCAAUCACAGGCCAGUGUCUGCGCUGUCGUCAAGGUUAUGGUGGCGCGUCUUGCGAAAGUUGUGCUGACGGUUACUACGGAGAUGCCAUCACAGCAAAAAACUGCCAGUCCUGCCAGUGCCAUACUAAUGGCUCUGUAUCUGAGGUUUGCGAUAAGGAGACUGGACUGUGCCAGUGCAGAAAAAAUGUGGUUGGACGACAGUGUGACGAGUGCAUACCUAACUGCUGGUGGGAUGCUGAGCGUCAGGACUGUAUUCGCUGUCGUUGCAGCCCUCACGGCUCUAUGUCUCAGCGCUGUGACAUUGAGGGCCGCUGCAUCUGUCGCCCCGGCUUUGUGGGCCGACAAUGUGACCUCCGUCGCCAAAGUUACGAGAGGCGGGAGACCCGCCGGCCAGUGGAACAUGUUCCCAUAGAAGCUGUUCAGCAGAGAUGGGGGGGGCCCUCACGCACGGGGGGUUGUCCCAGGGGCGCGUACAGGCCUAAGACAGGGCCUCAGACCUACGGCAUUAGCACAGGUGGAGUAUGUGCCCCGUGUCACUGUAACUCGUUUGGUUCCAAGUCGUUUGACUGUGAUGAAACCGGUCAGUGUCGGUGUCAGCCGGGCGUCAGCGGACCCAAAUGUGAUCGAUGUUCACAAGGAUUCUUCAACUUCCAGGAGGGAGGCUGCACACCCUGUCAGUGCAGUCAUGUGGGGAAUAACUGCGAUGCUAACACAGGACAGUGUAUCUGUCCUCCAAACACCAUUGGUGAGAGGUGCGACCUCUGUGCUCCCAACCACUGGGGCCACGAUAUCAUAACUGGAUGCAAGGCUUGUGGCUGCAGUGUGAUCGGCUCAGUGAGCCAGCAGUGUAACAUCAACACAGGCUGCUGCAUGUGUCGCGACUCGUUCAGAGGAGAGAAAUGCAAUGAAUGUCAAAUUGGAUACAGAGACUUUCCUCAGUGCACCCAGUGCAAAUGUAAUGUUGCAGGAUCGGACAGCCAGACCUGCGACCUGGAGAGAGAAGUGUGCGCCUGCGCCGAUCGAACGGGAAAGUGUAGCUGCAAGGCAAAUGUGAAAGGAGACAACUGUGAUCGCUGUAAGCCAGACACGUUUGGCUUGUCGGUACGAAACCCACUUGGCUGCAGCAACUGUUACUGUUACGGACUGACACGAUCUUGCACAGAGGCACAAGGGCUCAUCAGGAUGUGGUUAACGCUGAAGCCUGAGCAGACGGUGCUCCCCCUGGUGGAUAAAUCCAACACUGUGGAGACGAGGAGAGGAGUGAGCUUCCAGCACCCUGAGAUCCUCGCUCAUACAGAGCUGGUCACCUCAACUCUCUCUGAACCCUACUACUGGAAACUGCCGGAGCAGUUCAGAGGCUCUAUGAUCACAGCAUAUGGUGGGCAGUUGAAAUAUGCAGUGUACUACGAGGCCAGAGAGGAAACUGGUCCUUCCUCCUAUGAGCCUCAGGUCAUUAUUAAGGGCGGUCCUAACCGCAACAUCCUGAUAACACGCCACAUACCCGGACUCCAGAUUGGUCAGCUGACCCGCCACGAGAUCGACAUGACAGAGCAUGAAUGGAAGUACGCAGAUGGCAGGUCCAUGACUCGAGAGGACUUCAUGGAUAUUUUGUUCUAUGUGGACUACAUCCUAAUAAAGGCAUCCCACGGCAACUUGAUGCGACACAGCCGUAUUUCAGAAAUCAGUCUAACAGUGGCUGAGGAAGGCAGACCAACCAAAGAGAGCGAGAAAGCACAUCAGAUAGAGAAGUGUGAUUGUCCAAUCGGAUACUCUGGACUUUCCUGUGAGGAGUGUGCUGCAGGUUUCUACCGUCUUCGCGCCAGUUCCCUGGCAUCUGCUCCAGCGUCAGGAGUGCCCACCGCUACCGGCAUGGGCAGUUGUGUUCAGUGCCAAUGCAGUGGGCACUCUUCCACCUGUGACCCUGACACAUCCAUAUGCCAGAACUGUCAAGACAACACUGAGGGUGAUCGGUGUGAACGUUGUGCUCCGGGAUUCUACGGUGUGGUCCGAGGUUUCCAUGACGACUGCAAAACUUGCGCCUGUCCCCUCACCAACCUAGAGAACAAUUUCAGUCCAACCUGUGUAACUGAGGGAUUUGAUGACUACCGGUGUACUGCCUGUCCUGAGGGAUAUGUGGGCAAAUACUGUGAGAGGUGUGCUACUGGUUACCAUGGUGACCCACGGAUGCCUGGUGGCCGCUGCGAGGAAUGUAAGUGUUCCUUGUGGGGGGCACUGCCUGGACCAUGUGACCCUGUCACAGGCCAAUGCCGUUGCAGGGCCGGGGCUUCGGGAAAGUCGUGUGACCAGUGCAUGGACAGGCAUGUGUGUGGACCAGCUGGGAUCAUCUCCUGUGAUGAUGAGUGCUCGGGUCUGUUGAUCAGUGAUAUGGACCGCCUGUAUCGCAUCAUCACUGAAGUCACCCUGACCACACCCCUCCCACCACCCUAUAGGGUGUUGUACCGCUUUGAGAACAUGACAGAGGAACUCAAGCACAUGCUGUCACCUCUGAGAGCUCCGGAGAGAUUACUGCAACUGGCCGACUCCAACCUGGGAUCACUGGUUGUUGAGAUGGACCAACUACACAGCAGGGCCACUAAGGUGUCUGCUGACGGAGAGCAGGUUGAGGAUGAUGCUGACAGGAUUCAUAAACGAGCUGAGGACCUGGAGCAGUUCAUCAGAGAUACACUGCUGGGAGCUCAAGACCUCCAGUUAAAGGCUGCCGACUUGAACCAGACUCUCUCACGGAAAGAUGGAACUCCAGACAGAAGCCUGAAGGACAUGAAGGAGGAGAUCCAGGCCAUGCUAGCCGAGAUGAGAAAACGACAGCUGGGAGGGAAGAAGAGUAUUGCUGAGGAAGAGAUGGACCUAGCAGAGGAGUUGUAUCAAAAAGUGAAAAGAUUAUUUGGCGACCCCCAUCAGGCCACGGAAGACCUGAAAGCAGAGAUAAAAGAAAAGCUCUCAGACCAUGAGGGGAAGCUGCAGGAGGCCCAGGAUCUACUCCACUCUGCCCAAGAAAAGACCAGGCAGGCUGGUUCACUGGCUGACCAAAACCAAGCUAACCUCACAGCCCUGGAGAGGAAGCGCUCUGCAGUAAGCGGGGUGAAAAAGGAAGCACAGGAGGUCCUUGGAGAAGGUGAACGUCUACUGGGUGAAGCAAACCAGCUUUCUGACAACAUCAACAAGGAGAUAGAGGAUUUGGAGGAGAUGGAUCGAGAGCUGGGUCCUCUUCAUGACCAGCUGGAUGAUAAAGUCAGUCACCUUACCAAUGGCUUAAGUGAUGGCAGCCUGGCUAAUCACGUGCACGAUGCAGAGGAACACGCCAAGCAGCUGAACGAAUCUGCUGCCAUUUUGGAUGGUAUUUUGGCUGAAGCUAGAAAUCUCUCCUUCAACGCAACAGCUGCCUUCAAGGCCUACAGCAACAUUAAAGCAAAUGUCGAUGCAGCAGAGAAAGAGGCGAAGGCAGCCAAACAGAGGGCAAGUGAGGCACUGGCACUGGCUUUGGAUCCAGAGGUCCCAGUAAAGGAAGCAGCUCAAAGUGCCCUCCAGAAGAGCAAAAGAUUGCUGAACCAAGCUAAACAACUUCAAAAUGAUGUCAAAGAGAAUGCAGAUGGUGUGGCCGGGCUGAAGGGCAGAGUUAAAGCAGCGAGAGACAAAACCAAAGACCUGCUGAAGGCUGUCAACGGAACCAUGGCAACGCUCAACGCUAUCCCCAAUGACACUGCAGCUAAGCUAGCAGCCACAAAGGCUGUAGCAGCAGAUGCUAACGCCACGGCCAUAGACGUCCUAGAGCGUCUUGGGAAUUUAAACCUGCGAAUCAACGGCCUACAGAGGAACUACAGCGAUCUGGAGGACACUGUUAACGCAGCCAAUCAGAUGAUCCAGGACCCAGAGAAAAACACCAUCAUCCACGCUGCAGGAGCCAAAGUAAAGGAUUUAGAGGAUGAAGCUGACAGGCUGUUGGAGAAACUGCAGCCAAUCAAAAAGCUGCAGGACAAUUUGAGGCGAAAUAUCUCACAAAUCAAGGAACUGAUCAUCCAAGCCAGGAAACAAGCAAACUCUAUCAAAGUAUCAGUGUCAUCAGGUGGUGACUGUCUCCGUAGUUACCGACCCGAUAUCAGGAAAGGGAGGUACAACACCAUCAUCCUUCACGUUAAAACCACCACACCCGAUAACCUGCUAUUCUACCUGGGGUCAGCCAAAUAUGUUGAUUUCCUUGCCUUAGAGAUGCGUAAGGGGAAGGUGAAUUUCCUCUGGGAUGUGGGUUCAGGUGUGGGGAGGGUCGAAUAUCCUCAUCAUACUAUCCAUGAUGGGAACUGGCACAGAAUAGAGGCGUCUCGUAAUGGGUUGAAUGGCACCAUAUCAGUAUAUCCUCUGGAAGGCUCUAUGGCUGGUAUGAUGCCGACCCCAGCCAGUGCCAACUCCCCCACAGACUACACCAUCUUGGACGUCGACCAGAACGCCUACCUGUAUGUAGGAGGAAUACUCGGCACUGUCAAGAAAGCAGAUGCAGUAAGAACAACAACAUUCACAGGCUGCAUGGGGGAGACCUUUCUGGACAGUAAACCUAUUGGACUGUGGAACUAUAGAGAGAGACAGGGAGACUGUAAAGGAUGUGUUGUCAGCCCCCAGCGUUCAGAUGGAGAGGGGACAGUUCAACUGGAUGGUGAGGGCUACGCCGCAGUGGGACGACCCACCAGGUGGAACCCCAAUGUUUCCACCGUGACCUUCAAGUUCCGCACAUUUUCCUCCGAAUCCCUGCUCAUGUAUUUGGCUACUGAGGAUAUGAAGGACUUUAUGUCCCUUGAGCUGUCGGAAGGAAAGGUGAAGGUGAACUUUGACCUUGGAUCAGGGGUCGGCAGUGCCAUAUCAGCUAACCGCCACAAUGAUGGACAAUGGAAAUCCAUUACCAUGUCAAGGAACAAGAAACAAGCCACGGUGAAUAUAGUGGACAUCGACAGCGGUGCCGAGGAGAAGGUAGUGGCCACGUCUCAGGGUUCAGCUGCCGGUCUGAACCUCAAGGAAAACCAGAAGAUCUAUUUUGGCGGGCUGCCUACCAUUGGAAACUAUAGCAUGACAGCCAGGUCAGAGGUCACUCUGAAGCGGUAUGCUGGCUGUCUUCGGGAGAUUGAAGUCUCCAGGACUCCAUAUAAUCUCCUCAGCAGUUCAGAUUAUACUGGGGUCACUAAAGGAUGUAAUGUAGAGAACCUGUACACAGUCAGUUUCUCUAAACCGGGAUACAUGGAGCUCAGUGGCCUGUCGCUGGCGGUCGGAACAGAGAUCAGCCUGUCCUUCAGCACUCUGGCAGACACUGGGACCAUUUUGCUGGCCGUAGGCGGAGCUUCACCAAUCAGCCAACAGGCCCGGAACACAAACAUCCUCAACUCCAAAAGGAAACGCAGACAGUCAGGAGAGCCCUACGUCUCAGUCAUGCUGAACAAAGGCUCUCUGGAGGUCUUGGUGUUUACCGGCAGCCACAGUCCACGUCGUGUCAUCAGACGACCUGAGCAAGGCUUACUGAAUGAUGGGAGAGAGCACUCGCUGCGCAUUGAGAGGCUACCUGGCAGAUCCUUUGCAGUUCAGGUGGACGAGGAGGCAAAGAGGGAGGCAGCGCUUCCCAACGACCAGCCAGUGAGCUUGCAACGUGUCUUUCUCGGUGGUAUUCCUGCAGACGUAGAGCAGACAUCCAACAGAGCCAACAUCCCUUUCCAGGGAUGUAUAUGGAACCUCAUAGUCAACGCUGUUCUCUCAGAUUUCUCCCUGCCUGUGUCCUUUGAGAAUGCUGAAAUUGGACAGUGCCCCAACCUGGCCCCUGUGCCACCUUUACCUCUUCUGCCAGAAGAAAAGGAGCCCGAGAAGGAAAAGGAGGAGUCAAAGCCGCUCCGUCCUCCACCAACCCCAACAACCGUUACACCAGCUCCAGGUCUUCCUGCUGAGGCCACGCCCCAUGCCACACCUGCUACCACACCCACUGCUGCUGCAGCCCCACCCACUGCUAAACAGGAGCCCAGCGCUGAUGUGGAUUCAUGUGCAUCCGCUGUGGCCCCGACAGCACUGGAGAAGGCCUUUCAAUUUGGACUGACCAGGAACAGCCACAUGAGCUUUGCUUUUGAUGACACCAAAGUCAGAGAAAGGCUAAUAUUGGAGUUUGAGCUGAGGACGAAGGAGGAGUCUGGUCUGGUUCUCUACAUGGCAAGAAUCAACCAUGCUGACUUUGUUACCAUACAGAUCAAGGACGGGCAGGUCUGCCUGGGUUAUGAUCUUGGUCAUGGAAACAUAUCUGGCUGCGUCCCCUUCUCCAUUACUGAUGGGAACUGGCACAAGAUACGUGUGAGUCGUAUCAAGCAAAGAGGUCUACUUACGGUUGAUGGGCGAUACAGUAAACAGAUGAUCAGCCCAAAGAAGGCUGACCUGUUAGAUGUGGUGGGAAUGCUGUAUGUGGGUGGAUUACCACAAAACUACACCAGCAAGAGGAUUGGACCGAUUCUCUACAGUAUCAAUGGAUGUGUCCGUAACUUUAAGAUGGUUGGAGGUCCUGUGAGCACUAAGGCAGCUGCUACAGGUCGCCCUGAUGCCUCCAUUGAGGACUUUAAAUUGAACAUGGACACACCCACCUCCAGUCACAUGGUAGGAAGAUGCUUCGUUGCCACAGAGACGGGCACCUAUUUUGACGGCACUGGCUUCCUGAAAGCAGUCUCUUCUUACAGAGUGGGUCUGGAUGUGUCGAUAGCCUUAGAGUUCAGGACCAGCAGAACCAGUGGAGUGCUUUUGGCCAUCAGUAACCAAGCCAACAAUGGACUGGGAAUAGAAAUCGUUGAAGGCAAGCUGCUCUUCCACGUAGACAACGGAGCUGGACGGAUCACAGCGGAGCAUGUGCCUGAGGGCGAGGGCUUCUGCGACGGUCAGUGGCACUCCAUCAUUGCCAAGAAGCUUCGGCACAGGGUGGAACUGGUGGUCGAUGAGAAGAAGAGUAAAGCAGAGAGUCCCAACGCGCGCUCCAACACGUGCGAUACCAACGACCCCAUCUAUGUCGGAGGAUAUCCAACUGGAGUUCGACAGGCAGCUCUCUCUACCAGCACUUCCUUCAAAGGUUGUUUAAAGAACCUGAAGAUCACCAAGGCUUCCAAGACUAUGGACGUACAGUUCAACAAGGCUCUAGAGAUUAAAGGAGUCCAGCCUCUGUCCUGUCCUGCUGUAGCUGCGUAACCGUUAGCAUAGCGCUUCACCUUUGUUUCCCUAUUACAGUAGUAUGUCCAGAACCUGCACUGGGCCAAAUGUUCAUAUAUCAGUGUGUUGGCCAGGUGCUGAGUCCAAAAAGUAGGUAAUAUGUUUCAAGCCCAGGUUGAAUUUUUAUUAAGUACAAAGGCAUCAAGUUUCUCUGCUAAACAGCUUCAUCCUGCAUUAGAAAAAGAGCUUAUAGAACAGUGGCCAAGAGUCAGGGAGAAGAAACAGUGAAUGUUUAAAAUUCAAGUGAAAACUACUGAAAGCUCCUAAAGACAACAGGAAAUGAUCUGCUCAGAAUUCAGUCGUAUUCCUUCCUGCAGUUUACCAGUACUUUACCAGUUACAGUUAUGCUUUGAAUAUGAAAAUCCAUAAAAUAUUACUUAGGCAGGGGUUGAUUAAGGGAAAAAGGUUGGAAACCGCAACUAUAUGGUUAGGUUUGAUUGAGUCAGGCUUUAAUACGUCACACACCUGUGUUACCUUGAUGCCUCUGUACCUGAUAAAGAGCAAAAGUCCUUGUAUUUGUUUACACUAACUUGGUCAUUAAACUUGUUUCUGCAUUGUUCUCUUUCUAAAUUACAAAUGUCUUAACAGCAUAAAAACACCAAUGUUUUGCUCCUGUUAGAGGCCAACAACAUGCAAAGUUAAAAUUUUCAGUAUGAGACCCUGACUUAAUGUACAGUGUAAGGAUCUGGUAAAUAAAUCUUAUCAUGGCUACAAAUUGAGGUCUCAGUGUUUUAAAAUGUGUUUUAUAGUUUUUACACGAAGGAAGAUAUUAGUAUCUGUGCUAUGGUUACAGGUGCUUAGGGUAUUCAAGCUAAUAUUUUGGUGAUAUUUCUGUGAUUGUUUAGACAUUAAAUCAGAUUUGGUUUCUACAGAAGCCCCUCUUGAAAAGGUAGAACAUGGCAUGUUGAGAACUUUAGUUGCAGUGUUUACCUUCUCAACCUCAAGACAACAGAUGACGUUGGACUUCUGUUCAGCCCUCUUUACAGCAACAGAUACAGCAGCCUGUGAUCUUCAGAGAUCUAAUCUUCUUUAAAAUUACAACAAGAAAAUCGCUGAUCCAAUGGUUCUAAAGCCAGAUGCCGUAUUUGUGUGUUAUGUUUUGCAUGGUGUGGCUGAAAAUACUUCAGCAGCUUUCUGAAAUAUAUUCCUAAUGCCAUCAAAAA